AUGGCGCCGCUGUGCUACAGGCCGCUGCCCCUGCUGCUCGCCCUGGCGCCCCUGGCAGCGGGCCGCGGCGCGCUGCACGCGCGCCUUGCGUCGGAGCCCGUGGCCCCGCCGGCCGCCGAGCCCACGCGUGAGGAGCUCAUCGCCCUCGGCAUUUGGCCGCCGCCGGAGCCUGUGGGCCCUGCCCCCACGAAGAAGGACGGCUCCUACGGCUCCAAGGCGGACGCGUGCCAGGCCUGCAAGAAUAUGGCCACGGGGUCCUGCGCGAUGUACAGGACUUGCUUGUGCUACGCGGCGAACGCGGUCUUCGAGACGCCGGGCAUCCCCGCACCCACUGACAGGACGAAUUACCAUUGGACUUGCGGCAACGAGGGCGGCGACAAGUACGAGUUGUGCUUCAAGUCCGACCCCAAGUACACCGACAGCUUCGGAGACGAGUUCGAUGUGAACAAGCCAAAGUGCCCCGUGUCGCAGUGGUGGGCGAAGGAGCGGAAGCGCUUGCAGCAGCGGCGCGCAGACUUCCGCCCGAGUGGGCCGCAGCACUUCCGCGCCAUGGAGGACGUUGGCGCCGACGACCCCGCGGCCGAGGAGACAUUCCAGGUCUUCGUGAAGACGCUGGUGGGGCAGACGAUCACCCUCAAUGUGGCCGCCAGCGAUGCGGUCCACUACAUAAAAGGGCUCAUUCAGGACAGCGAGGGCGCCCCCGCCCACCAGCAGCGCGUGAUCUUCGAGACGAAGCAGCUCGACGACAAACGCAAGAUCGGGGAUUACAGCGUCCGGAAUGGCUCCACGCUGCACCUCUCUGAGCGUCUGCGCGGGGGUGGGAAGAAGGGGGAGGUCGUGCCGAGCCUCGCCGCGGCGGCUGAUGUUCCCGCGGCGGACGAGGUGAUCCUCCAGGGGCAUUUGCGCGGCGGCAUGCCCCCUGCCAGGGCGACCUCAAUGGAGGAGUACCCGAUGCCAGGCGACCUGGGGCCUGAGAACCACCCUCGCAUGCCACUGGGAAGCUGCUGCGCCAAGCCGUUUGCCAAUUACGGCGUCCUGGCUAAACACCUUAAGCGCGCAGAGCCACUCGGCCAGAAUUGCAGGGCUCGUGGGUCUACGCCUGGAGCACGAUGGAGCGCAGGGCGAUGA
This is a messenger RNA of Prorocentrum cordatum, 1128 nucleotides long. Lineage: Eukaryota; Dinophyceae; Prorocentrales; Prorocentraceae. The record is from the annotation of a GenBank genome assembly.